AUGUACUUCACCUCUACCCUAGUCGCCUUCCUUGGUCUCUCUUCCGGAGCUCUUGGUUACAAGUUCACUGCCUUCUCUGGCAGGGACUGCACAGGCGAUGCGAAGGACGUCAAUGUGUGGGACAACACCUGCCGCGACCAAAACAUUCCCGCCACUCAAUCCUUCCGUAUCCUGAACCUUGGCGGCAACCUCCAGAAGGCAGACUUCUACGACGUCGGAAACUGUGUCGGCUCUGCUCGCAAGAUCUGGUGGGCAGGUGGACGUGAAAACGCCUUCCAAGUGGGCAAGUGCAUCACUUUGGGCUACAGCGCCAGGGCUUUCGGAUCUCGAUCUGGAUGA
This is a messenger RNA of Bipolaris zeicola 26-R-13, 339 nucleotides long. RefSeq lists its product as uncharacterized. The record is from RefSeq and is a predicted model, not a curated record. Lineage: Eukaryota; Fungi; Ascomycota; Dothideomycetes; Pleosporales; Pleosporaceae. The coding region runs from base 1 to 339 and encodes 112 amino acids. The transcript has a single exon.